UAUGUUGAAGCACAAAGUAUUCUGGCUAAAUAUGUAACUUGAAGGAAGUAUGUGCUCAAAUUUCUGUCAUUUAAUGUUAGCCACAGGCUAAAUUACAAACGAAACUGAUCUCGGCUCGGGCCUUUUUGUGUGGAGUUUACAUGUUCUCCUCAUGCUCGUGUGGUUUUUCUCUAACCGCCCAAAAAGUAAAUAUAAUAAGGGUGUACUGUCAAUCAAUUCAAAGUGAAUAUUACUUUUUACUUGAUCAAUCAAUGACUUUUCCAAUGCACUCAUAUCUUUUAUUAUCAAUGUACAUAAACGCAACAACGAAUGUGAAACCCCAAGGAGAAUUUCUGCCCGGUUUGUUGUGAUUGGUUUACUGAGCUGCCCACAAAACACUGGAUUGGAUACUGAUCAGCUGGGAUGGGGAACGAGUGAUAUGGAACUUCAACUUUGUCCUCUGAAUCAUACUUAGACGUUAUUCUCAUGCUCAAGCCGCAGAGGAGUGUAUUGAUCCGACGGAGUGUUUUGAUUCUGCUUUCUUUUACUGAUAUUUCAUCAACUUGUUGGAUUAUUAACACUAGCCACGAUUCGAGGGUGACACACACUUGAGGAAACCUAAACGAUUUUAAGCCGGUUUCAGUGGAAAACAGUAAAAGCUAGGAUGGAUCUAAUUGACCUGCUAUUCAGGACCAAAGAUGAAGCCAGCAGUUGCCACGGCAACCCUCCUUGGACUAUCACCAUGUAUGACAAGCUGAGCCCGGAGGGAAAAGGUACAGAUGACUUUUUGGACUUGGUUCUGGCGGGGAGCGAGUCUUCCUCAGCUCCGACCUCCCCGCCGUGGUCCCCCCGUACGCCGGACAGCGACAAGUGGGAGGACCCUUUGGUGAACAGCCUCCAACUGCCUUCCUGCACUUCAUUUCCAGGCUUGGACAUGCCUCACCUCCCAUGCAUGCAGCUUCCAACCUACAAGCAGGAAAAUGAAAUCAAUUCAGAUGUUUCCAUUGAUCUGGGCUGGGAGUCGGACGGCCUCCAGGAAAAGCUGGGAAUGGCGUAUUACCUCACAUCAAAUCAAAGUUCGGCAACCUCGUCCAGUCAGACGCUCACAGUCAAAGACCUGCUCUUAUCCAAUCUGGGCCAAAAACAGAGAAUCCCCCAGCAUCCUUUGCAAGAGCUUGUUCUUAAUGAGGAUGAGAAGAAACUCCUGGCAAAAGAAGGCAUUAACUUGCCCAGCGAGCUGCCUCUGUCCAAGUGUGAAGAACGCAUUUUGAAGAAAAUCCGGCGGAAAAUACGCAACAAGCGCUCAGCUCAAGAGAGUCGCAAAAAGAAGAGGGAAUAUGUGGACAGGUUGGAGGCACGGAUGUCUGCAUGCAGCACUCACAACCUCCAACUGCAAAGAAAGAUCCAGAGACUGGAGGAAACAAACAACGCCCUAUUGGAGCAGCUGAGCCAGCUCCAAGCGAUCCACCCUAACAGCUCUAACAAAAACACACAAAGAGGGACCUGCCUCUUGGUUUUACUCCUCUCCUUCUCUCUCAUUAUUUCUUCAAACAUGAAGCCGGAUUCAUACAGUCAACUAAGCCAAGGAGAGUACACUGAGACAUCAGUGCCAUCACGCUCCUUGCAGUCGGUCGAGGAAUUGAAAGAGGUCGCUCCUCCACAUCAUCCUCUCUCAUUCUCCGGGAGUUUGUCGACCCUCCGUAAUGUAGCGGAGCAGCUUUUGAAACAUUCGCCCAUGGGGGAGCUGCCAGCGUGGCAGCAGCUUGAUCACAAGCCAAGCAAUGACUAUUGAUGCCUCUGGAGGAGAGACAUUGCAAAGGCAUACAGGCACAGCAUCAAAACGGACAGCCGUUUGAUUGCCUAUCAGCAUUGAAGUGGUUUGCAAAACAUGCAAGUAACAUGUUCAAGUUGAUAGAGGUCAGCUACUUUGACCUGGCAGAGAAUGGAUUGUGGUGAUGCUAGUCCUUGCUUGUUUUCUGCUUCAUUGGCGGAGAUAGUUUAUUUUUUCUUGGGGGGUAGCUAUAAGGGGGGGGGCUCAAAAAUAUCUCAGUGGGUCCGCAAAACCAAGCGCUCGCUUUGUUGCAACCCCCUAAAACUGCUUCUAUUAUCGUAGGGAAAGCCGUACUUAGAAGAGGCCCCAAAAUGGAGCAAAUAAACUGUAGCUAAUUUUAAUGAGACAAAACCGUGAAAGUUGUGAUCAUGAUUGUUUUUCCAGACUGUUUAUCCCAGGUGGAAGUGUGAAUAAAAAGCUUUUGCUUUGUCUUCAUCAGAUUAAAAUGCACCGAAUGUCCUUGGUGCUGAAGCAUGUUAUUAGCGUUUGGGUGAGUGAGGUAAAUGAGAUGUAAAAGCAAAUAUUAGGAGCAAUUUUAAGUCACUCGAAGCCACUUUCCCUCACGGCAAUCAUUUGAGUGCAUGUAUUAGCAAACUGUUUCAGCAGAAACAAAACAAAGCAGCAUAUUAAUGUGUUUUUUUUUUUUGUGUGGAAAUUGGACCUGGUUCAAGAAGCAUGGGGUGAAGUUGGGGAAUUCAUCAAAUUGACAAAACAAAGUGCCGUAGAAUGCUUUUGGAGAAUAUAAAUGAGCAGCUUCAAAUUUGAUUUGAAACCAGACUCUAAGAGCCUUUUAAUCUAUGCCAGUUCUUGUUCAAAGGAAUAAA
Molecule: messenger RNA, 2634 nt
Organism: Syngnathus acus (greater pipefish)
Lineage: Eukaryota; Metazoa; Chordata; Actinopteri; Syngnathiformes; Syngnathidae
Product: cyclic AMP-responsive element-binding protein 3-like protein 3-A
Exons: 10
Coding region: 644-1771 (375 amino acids)
Biological process (GO): regulation of transcription by RNA polymerase II
Cellular component (GO): nucleus
Molecular function (GO): DNA-binding transcription factor activity, RNA polymerase II-specific; RNA polymerase II cis-regulatory region sequence-specific DNA binding
Source: RefSeq, a predicted model, not a curated record